Molecule: messenger RNA, 2592 nt
Organism: Phyllotreta striolata
Lineage: Eukaryota; Metazoa; Arthropoda; Insecta; Coleoptera; Chrysomelidae
Source: the annotation of a GenBank genome assembly
AUGGGCGAUGAAAAUUUGUUUCCUUCAGACGAUGAUAAUAUAUUAAGUCAAGUUGAUGUAAAUUUAUCAGACACAUUAAGUUCUUUAUCAGAUGCUAAAAUCAAUUUUACUGUGUUCGAAACAAAGAUUAGGAAAUGUCUUCCGUACAUGUAUACAUUGGAUAUUGCAGAGAUCGAUAAUGACUUUUUUAGGUGGUUAAUGCCUCCUCUUAAAGAUAAUUUACUAAAGGUUUUCAACAACAAUGUAUUACUGGCCGAGUUAUGUGCGAAUACUGAAGCCAUUAAAGAUAAUUUAAUAAAAAUUUGCAAAUUGCUAGAUGUAUUGAAAGAAGUACUAAGUUUUUUAACUGAAAAACCGCCGGUUAAUGUUGGCUCUAUUAAAUCCAUCGCAAUUACUUCCAUUCAGAUUAUUUCGGAAACUCUAGAUUAUUUAAAAAAAUGUUCAGAGCUUGAAGCCAAUUUUGAUGAAGAUAUUGCAUUACAAAUCUUUAACUUAUUGAAUGAAGUGCACUGUUUGUAUCUUCAACUGAUGGGAUCUGUCUUGGUGUCUGAAUCAGAAAAUACGGAUGAUAUAGAAAUACUUGUACAAGUUUUGGAGAAUAUAUUUGAUUUUAGUUUUUUGCAUAAUUUGAAUGUGAAAUUUCUCAUUAGAAAUUGGAAAUGUUUUAUAGCGAUUCUCCAAAAAUUCGCAUUUAUUGUUAAAAAUCGGAUGGAUGUGAAGAAACAAAUUAAAAAUUUAAAUAGCGCUCUAUCAGAUAACUUCGCAAUUAUCCUAGAUUCAGAAAAUUCAGAUGUUGUAAACAAAUACCGCAUUAUCAAAAUCUCGGAAAUUUUAGUUAAAGUGGUAUUAAAGAUUUUUCAAAUAUGGGACGACAAAAUCGAGCUACUAGAAGAAAUCGUCGAUUUUUUGUGUUUGUUUUACAGCGUUCAAUUUAAAAUAUCAACACUAGAACACCAAAUAGUGGAACAAUCAAACCUGAUAUUUAUUUUGGUAAAAUCCUUUGUAGUUGCAUUUGUGCAAGAUGAAGCUUUUAUGCAGGUCACUAAAGACAAAAACUUCCUGUCAAGCAGGUGCAAAGAUGGGUUGUUGAAUUUUUUAAAUACUUGCUUGGAAUGCUUGGUGGUAAUUGAUAAAUUGGAUAAUCUCGAGUUAAAUAUUUUAAUCAGAUUAGUGUUUGAUGUAGUAAAGGAGUGUUAUAGCGAAUUUUUGCUACCUGAAAACGUUUUUGAUGAUUUAGUAGUGAAUAUUGCCGGAUCAGUAUUAGUUUAUGGAGAAUAUAAGAGCAUCGAGCUGAUACUGCUAGAGAAUGUACUCGAAGAGGAGUUUUGGAACUAUUUCCUAGCCGUGGAGGUUUGGUGUCUUUUACUAAGGAACAAAAGGCCUGAUUUUACUCAACAAGUUCUUAUAAGUCUGAUCGAUAUUUUCGAUCAAUUGGAAUUCGGAACUCUCACUUAUAGAUUGGAAAAGACGCAGUUCAGGUAUUUUUUGCACAGGGUGUACAGGUUAUUACCGGAUAAUUUCAAAUGUAACGUGAUGCAAAACACGAACGACAGGAUGGCGGUUUGGAAAAUUAUGGAUGGACAGCAUUUCCCCAAGAACAUGAAAUAUUUUAUUGAUCAAUUGUGCCAAGAAACGUUGGAAAAACUAAAUCAAUUGGUAAAAGGUGAUUUUUCGAAAGAGGAUUUUCCCCUCUUGGUGGAAAAUUUAGAGUUUCUGUCGACCGUCGAUUUCAAAAAAUUGCGCAUCAAUUCAUCGAAAUUAGCCGAUGCGCUAGUAUGCGUUUGGACAUUAACAUUCUCCGAUAUUUACAAUAACAAUUUAUUCAGAUAUUUUAUCGUUAAAGUUUUCAAAAUAACUAGCGUUCUUUUCGCGGAAUUUAACAACAAACAAUUAUAUAUGGUAUUAAACAAGCUACUUGAACUUUCGUUAAUCAAGCAUUUCAAAGUGCCGAUCACAUUUCUACUGAGCUCUCUUUGCAAACUAAAUUUAACCUGUAACAAUAUAUCCAAAUUAAUUUCGAAUAUUUUGAUAAAUUUAUUGCGCGAUUCCAACGUAAUCGUUAAACAAAACGUUUUGGAAGUCCUCGACUUGUGCCAUAGGAAUAAACAGCAAACGGUAGUCGCCGAUGUGAUACUAGAACACGAAAACAUCAACGAUUUGAUCAACGAUUACUUAAACAGACGCGUUAACGGGCCGAACUUCAAUUUCCAAUACUUCAAGUUACUAGGAGAAUUCAAGUUCAAGCACUGUUGCGUCGAUUGGAGAGUAAUUGAGCAGGAACCGUCUAGGAAACGCUUCAGGCAAUCCGAGCCGGAAAAUGUCACAGAGGCGAAACAAGUCAAGCCUUUGGUCGAAGAAAACGGGAUUAAAAACAGACUGCAACAAUUUAAAUACAAGAAAAUAGACAAACCGGCGAUGGAAGAGAAUAGCGAAAAUAAAUUCGAUGAAUCCGAUAACGUAAAUGAUGUGUUAUGCAGAAUGAAAGGCGAAGUAAAAUGCUUGGUGAACGUUUUGAAGACUGACAAACUUACUCCUAAGAAUGUGGCUGAUUUGAAGAUUAUCGCCAAUCAAUUGUCGUCGUUUAUAAAUUAA